GAGUAAAUACGCUUAUCAUCCACGUUCGUUUUAAACAGGUCACCCUGAUAUUACAGUGAUAUUAUGCAAUUCAAUGGAGACCUCCGUGAUUGAAUUGAUUUAUAUUUUAUACUCAGUCAUUCCAUAAAUAACGGUUCAUUAUGGUGACAUUAGGAGUUUUAAUUACCGGUGUGUUAAUUUUCAUCAUUUGUGUCCUUCUGUGUUUCCUAUUGUAUUCAACAUGGAAUUUCGGAAUUUUCAAGAAAAUGGGGGUAAAAGGACCACCUCCCAAUCUUUUUGUUGGAAACUUCAAGACGGUCGCCGAAAUGGGAACGGCUGAAGCUGACAUGAUGUGGUGGAGGGAGUACGGAGAUGUUUUUGGGCACUUUAAUGGAAGAUCGCCCAUGUUAGUUGUUGCAGACACGGAAAUGCUGAAGGAAAUUCUAGUGAAACAGUUUCAAAAUUUCACUGAUCGAGCAGUUCCACGAGGAUUUAGUGGUGACGUCGAAGAAAAUAUAAGCACACAGCAAGGAAAUGUGUGGAAAAAUUCCCGGGCAAUAUUGUCGCCAACCUUCACAGCUGGAAAACUUAGAAAGAUGGACCCUCUUCUCAAUGAAGCUGGGGAUAAACUUGUUCAACAUGUUAAAAGAGAAAUCAAGGAAAAUGACGAGGUAGACUUUGCAAAUCUCUUUGGAUGUUACACGGUAGAUGUUAUUGCUUCUACUGCAUUUGGAAUGACGGUGAAUACGCAGCGGGAUUCCAAUGACAAAUUUAUGGAGAUGGUUUCAAAACUUAUCUUUGUGAAACGUACAUCACCCCUUCUAACCCUUGCAUUUGCAAUUCCCAUUCUUGCAAGGCCAAUAGCAAAGUUCUUCAAUGUUUCAUUUUUGAAUGAGGAGGCAUCUGUAUUUUUCAAGAACGCUAUUAUAAAGGAGAUGACAACAAGAGAUUCAUCCAAAAGGGAAUACGUUGAUUUUAUCCAACUUAUGAUGGAAGCUUAUAAUGAUGACCCGCAAAAGAUGGACGGGAAAAGAGGGUUGUCAUCCAAAGAGAUAAUCGCUAAUUGUUUACUGUUUUUCUUCGCUGGUUAUGAGACCACUGCCGCCACUCUUGCUUACAUGGCAUAUCUUCUAGCUCUUCAUCCAGAUGUUCAAAGGAGGGUUUACGAUGAGAUAGUAAAGGAACUGGGAGAUGAAGAACCAGGGUAUGAUAAUGUAGUGAAGUUGCAGUAUAUGGACAUGUGCCUGAGUGAGACAAUGAGGUUGUUCCCUGUUGCCCCUAGGACAGAUAGAGAAUGUGUACGGGAUACUGAUAUCAAUGGAUUUAAGAUACCGAAGGGCAUGGCGGUUGCAAUACCAAUAUGGAUUUUACACCAUUCUGAUAAACUGUGGAAAGAUCCAGAGAAGUUUGAUCCAGAAAGAUUUACGCCAGAGAACAAAGCCAAGAUGAAUCCGUAUCAGUUCAUGCCUUUUGGUUAUGGUCCAAGGAUAUGUAUCGGAAAAAGAUUGGCUCUCACUGAGAUCAAAGUAGCAAUGACAAAAAUCCUUAGAGAGUUUGAAUUAACUACGUGUUCCAAAACAAAUAUACCUCCGAAAUUUAGGAAUGGUGCCAGUCUUGUUCAACCAGUAGAUAUGUGGCUGAGAGUUACUGAACGCUGACCAAAAUCCUUUUUCUCAACUGUUAUAUUUUUGUAUUGCAUAGCAUGUAUCCUGACUUCAUGCUACCUCGAUGUGAAUAUGCUGAAAACUCACGUCAAAAAAUACAAGAUUGUAAAUAAAUGUGAUCCUUUGGUAGACGUAUUACGUUUAUAUUGAAUUUGAAUCCUAUACAAGCCUAGGUGACAUGUACCUUUCUUUUUUCAACAUGAAUCAAAAUGUGAAUUUAAAAAUUUCAAUGAAAAAUGUUUUGGGUACGCAUCUCUUAUCCGCAACUCCUCUUAUACCUCUGAAUGAAGUUGAAUGAGACAAAAUCUUUGUUACAAAGUGACAUUGUGUGACCUUUUGUUUUUCUUAUAUACGUCACAUGUAUUGGGUUACCUAUAGUGAAACAUGGAUGCUGCCAUCUUUUCUAUUAUACUGAAGGGUACCCA
Messenger RNA from Saccostrea cuccullata (small rock oyster), 2068 nucleotides. Its product is annotated as cytochrome P450 3A11-like. Gene Ontology annotation, molecular function: steroid hydroxylase activity; heme binding; oxidoreductase activity, acting on paired donors, with incorporation or reduction of molecular oxygen. The record is from RefSeq and is a predicted model, not a curated record. The transcript is spliced from 14 exons. NCBI's taxonomy places the organism in Eukaryota, Metazoa, Mollusca, Bivalvia, Ostreida, Ostreidae. The coding region runs from base 141 to 1637 and encodes 498 amino acids.